Lepisosteus oculatus (spotted gar) is the source of this 6176-nucleotide messenger RNA. The record is from RefSeq and is a predicted model, not a curated record. Lineage: Eukaryota; Metazoa; Chordata; Actinopteri; Semionotiformes; Lepisosteidae.
UCUGUCUCCCUCUCCGGUCUCCUCUGAUUUGAAUAGGGAGGAAUCUGCGGAGAGCGGCUGUGUCUGCCAGCGCUCUUUUGUUCAGUAGCUCCGUGCUGCCGGCGAAGUACAGAUCGGCUCUUCCCGCCGCCGAUCCCCGCUCUCGUCCCCCGUGUGGCAGGACUUUUUUUGGUUUUCGGAUCCGGCUCAAGCGUUUGAAGCCCAGAACGAAACCCCGGUUUUUGGACGCCCGCGUGUUGUUUUAUUCCCACCCCCCUCCCUUUUUGAUUGAUUUGAUUCGAUUGAUUGAUUGACUGACGCAUUUAUUUUGAGGGAGAGAAAAGAAAAAGAAGAAGAAUACAGUCUGCACCGGUCAUUGUUCGGUCGCCGAACGGUGCAGCACCAUCUGAUUUUUUUCCUCCUCCUCGGCGUCCGCGCCGCCUCCGUCUCCAGCAGAUGCGAGCGAGAGGGACCGCGGCACUUGAGCUGUUAGACUCCGCUCAGACCCGACUCCACUCCGCCCGGGGCCCCCGGACCCGAGCACACGCCGCGGCGGGCUCCGAACAAAGGUCAAGGAUGGGGAAUCCAGCAACUGGCACUGGGCUGCGGGCACUGGUCUCUAUUUUCCUCUUGCAAAGCCUGGAACCUGGACUGGCUGCAGGCGACAAGCUGGUCAACAUGAGGAAGGUGACUCACCGCAUGGUGCGGGAGGAGCUGGCCGGCGUCGCCUUCCUGCCCUGCGUCUUCACCCUGCGCCCCAGCCCCUCCCACGAGCCCCCGCGCAUCAAGUGGACCAAGAUGCUCAGCGGGCGGGAGCAGUCCGUCCUGGUGGCCAAGGACAACGUCAUCAAGGUCAAGAAGGACUUCCAGGGCCGCGUCACCCUCCCCGGGUACCCCGACAACCGCUACAACGCCACGCUGGCGCUGACCGGCCUGCGCUCCAGUGACUCCGGGCUGUACCGCUGCGAGGUGGUGGUGGGCAUCGACGACGAGCAGGACACCGUGCCCCUCGAGGUCACCGGUGUGGUAUUUCAUUACCGGGCGCCCAGUGACCGGUAUGCCCUGUCCUUCCGAGACGCCCAGCGGGUGUGCCUGGAGAACUCCGCUGCGAUCGCCACACCGUCCCAGCUCCAGGCCACCUUUGACGACGGCUACGACAACUGUGAUGCGGGCUGGCUCUCGGACCAGACUGUCAGGUAUCCAAUCAGGUCCCCCAGGCCAGGUUGCUAUGGAGACCGAGAGGACCAACCUGGAGUCAGGAACUAUGGCGACAGGGACCCCGCUGAGCUGUAUGAUGUCUACUGUUUUUCAAGGCAGAUGAAAGGGGAGGUUUUCCACACCGCGGUGCCGGAGAAGCUCAGCCUGGCCACGGCCUCCACACACUGCCACUCUCUGGGCAUGCAGCUGGCCACCGUGGGGCAGCUCUACCUGGCCUGGCAGGACGGGCUGGACCGCUGCGACCCCGGCUGGCUGGCGGACGGCAGCGUGCGCUACCCCAUCAACCACCCCCGGCGGAACUGCGGCGGGGACGAGCCCGGCGUGAGGACAGUCUACCAGAACCCCAAUCGCACUGGCUUCCCUGACACCACCUCGCUCUUCGACGCCUACUGCUACAGUGAGAUGCCAGCAGGAGAUAGCAGAGCUCAGGCUGCUGCACUGCUGUUAACCAAGGAGUCGGAGGUAUCGAACUCUGCUGAGGUCAGGCAGACCUGGAGCGGUGAGGCCAGCUCGGGCAGCAGGGGUCACAGCGCACAACAGGACGCCCAGGCCGGAGCCCCGAACCAGCUGGCCCUCGAGCCGUCCACCUGGACCGGUGUUGUCAGCCUGCAGGAGCUCAGCUCGCUUGCGUCCAACGAUUCUGCCGAGAUGUCGGGGGAGCACGUGGUCAUGCACGUGGGCCCGUCCAGCCUGCGGCUCAGAGAGCCGGCGGAGCAGAACGCGGAGGGCCCUCCUGGGACCCGCCCGCAGGCUGCUUCCCCAGGCCCGGCACCGGAGGGCGAGCCUUCCCUGGAGAGCCUGGAGCAGCAGGGGGGAUCCGCCAGAGAGGAAGAGGGGGCAGAGGAGGAAGUGGAGGGGUUAUUCCAGCAGACUGGUGGACACGCAGGACAGUCCCAUCAUGGGACCUCCGUCUCCCCCAGUCUGCAGACUUUGGACAACAACAGCCUGCUGUCUAAUCUGGUUGACUCCCCUGUGUACAUGCGGGGAUUGUUGACGGAUCACUUGGAGGAAGCCUUCUCCUCUACUUUACCCAGCGGGACAAGAGAACCGGCACAGUCCACAAUCAGCCCGGGAAAGGGACCUGCUGCAGAACCUACAGGAGAAGCAAUUGAUGGAGAUUCUAAGCCUGAGACAAGCCAUUUCACUACUCAGAACGCCAUACUGGAGCACAUCAGCGUGAAGCCCUCGCAUGGCGCAUCUGCUGGUGACGGACUCACAGGCUCCAAUAAGGAGAUCUCGGAUCAGGAGAGGGAAACGUUCUUUGAGUCAAGCAACAGCAAUGCAGCUGCGGAAAGAGACCAGGCUGAUGACCGCGGCUGGCCUGUAAGUCACCCAGAUGUUGGCGGAACGAGACAACUAGGUUUGAAAGAAGGUCACAGUGAAGAGGCGGUGCACCUGAGCCACCCAGAGCCUACUGGCAUCCCCAAUAAGACCAGAACAGAAAAGGCUGCAGGUGCAGAAUCCAACAGCCUGCUGCUUCCCGAAGAAUCUCUGUCUGAGGCCCAAGAACUGAAUUUGGAUGCAGAUGUUGAUGCAGAUGCAUUGGGCUUGGAAGACCCCCAGCCAAAAUCACGUGAGGAAGAUGCCAUUUCUCAACAGAGCUCCGCAGGGCUGCACCCUCCACACUCUGAAGGAGCUGUCUUAGCACAGCAAAGAGCAGAGCCCACUGCAGCCAGUCCCACCACUAUCCCAGACACAGAUCCAUCAGCAGGAUUAAUUGUACCAAGACACCCUGGGACAGUGGAUUCGACAAUAGCUGGUAAUGAAUCACCAGGCUUUUUAGCUGCCAGCACUGUGCCAGCCUCACCGACAGUGCCACAUAGCCUUGACAAAUGGACUCUGAAAACCACGGAUAUAAGCACACCAGGCUACCGUGCUUCUGUAGGAGAGCAGACUGCCAUCACAGAAUCAAUGGGGAAAGAAGUUUCUACACCUGAGGCUAUCACCACUGCAGUCACUAGCCAGUCAUCCGCCCUAGAAAAUACAUCCUCUACUUUGUCUGACACCACACUGGAUACGUCAGGAGAAGAGCUGCCUACUUUGAUGGAAGAAGCUUACCCACACCUUGCACAGGGCAGUGUUGCAGCAGAUUCCUCAGAGUCGGUGAGCUCCCAGGAAGCCAAGAGAGCAGCAUUGGACCUCCUCGCUAUCCCAGCCUCUAGGGAAAAUCCUGACAAUUACUCUGGAGAUGGCAAAGAUCCGGAGGAACACUCGCUGCAUCUGGUGCCGUUCCUUCACGCAAAAGAUCAUGUAGCAUUCAAACCCCCAUCCAGUCCAGCUUCAUCAGUGAAAGAGUUAAUUCCUUUUGGAAUAGAAGCAGAUAAGGAAGCUGAAGGAAGUGGAGUAAGGGAUUUGCUUGGUGGGAUGGAUGGAUUUAACGGUAUUAAUGGUUCUACUGUGACCACAGUGGCUCCCACUGCCAUCCCAAGCAAAACAACCCCCGUAGAGAUGGUGUCUUUAGGAAACGCAACCCCCCCACCAACCAGUGAGGUUGUUAUGGAUCAGCAUACAACUGUCAGAGAGCUGGAGGAAGGACAUUCAACCACAUUUUCCACUGGUGUCAAGAGUGGGAUUGAGAUACAAGGAGAGGACACGGCAGGUGGACACUCAUUUUCUGAGCCCACCAGAGAGGUAGUUGCUUUGGUCUCGGAGGUCAGUGCUGCAGAGGCAAAAGGGGAAAUAUUGUAUGCCCGGCAUCCAACUCAAUCACCUGUCCCUUCAGAACCCAAAGGCAUCGUAACAGAAAUACCUUCCAGCACGGAUGGUUUUCUUCUAACAGGUGGACAGUCAACCUUGCACCCUGUGGAGGAGAAAGAAACCCUACAUGAUCGCUACGUGACCGAAGCUGGACCUCACCCCCCAGUUGUUGCUACAACACCAAGCACAUGGGCCACGUCUUUGUCAUUCGUCCCUAUUGAGCCCUUGGCCACCAUUCGGACAGCCACAGCCGAAGCCUAUGCUUCCGAUGUGCCACUGGCCACCCAGAAGCAGCUUCUACAAACAGACGGGGCUCAGGGUCGGUUGUCAUCGCAAACCACGCACGGUCCGGUGGUGCGUCAGUCCCCGGCUCAGUCUGGGCUCUCUGCUCCUACUGGGGGUCCUUCAGAAGACCUUGAUGAGCCCACUGAGCUGCCAGCAGUCUCAGUGACGCGGUCACCUGAGAAAAUGACACAAGGGGAAGUGGACUCCAACCACACUGAGGAGUCGCCACCCCUUUGGUCAGACAGACCGGAGAGCAGCUCUUUCUCUGAGCCGCCAGCAGUGGCAGGCCUGGACUUCAAGGAUUCUGUGGGAGAGGCUAUAACCCAUUCAGUGUUCUUUGAUUAUACACCAGUAGUCCAAGCUGGGAAGCCUACUUUGGAUGCCUCCCCAGUGGAGAAGUCGGCAGGCCCGGAAGACAGGCCUUCUAUGGUUGCUGCAACCACUGACGGACCUCCCUCGGCCACCUCUCAGAGCCAGGUGCUCACCUCUGCCUUGAUGGAGAGCCACCAGAGCAGCCACACAUGGUACAAUGAGGAGGAGGAGAAGAACACGACCACCCCUGGACCAGACUUUUCACCUUCAACAGCAAUGAGUGGGCUUACAGCCAGCACAGGCGCAGCUGAGAAUGACCCCUGCCAGACCAACCCCUGUCUUCAUGGAGGAACCUGCCUGUCCACUGGGGACCUGUACAGCUGCCAGUGUCAGCCCGGCUACUCUGGGGAGAACUGCGAGAUCGACAUUGAUGACUGCCAAUCCACCCCCUGUCAGAAUGGAGGCACCUGUAUCGAUGAGAUCAACUCCUUCGUUUGCCUGUGCCUGCCCAGCUAUGGAGGGGCCACCUGUGAAAAAGACACUGAGGGCUGUGAGCACAACUGGAGGAAGUUCCACGGGCACUGCUAUCGCUAUUUCACCCACCGGCACACCUGGGAGGACGCGGAGAAGGACUGCCGAGAGCACAACGGGCACCUGGCCAGCAUCCACACCCCCGAGGAGCAGGACUUUGUGAACGGGCUGGGCCGCGAGAAUGCCUGGAUCGGGCUGAACGACCGCACUGUGGAGGAGGACUUCCAGUGGACUGACACCAUGGCUGUGCAAUACGAGAACUGGCGAGAGAACCAGCCCGAUAAUUUCUUUGCCGGGGGCGAGGACUGCGUGGUGAUGAUCGCUCACGAGCACGGCAAGUGGAACGAUGUGCCCUGCAACUACAACCUGCCCUACAUCUGCAAGAAAGGCACAGUGCUGUGCGGAGCCCCGCCCACCGUGGAGAACGCCUUCCUGAUCGGCCGGAAGCGGACGCACUACGACAUCCACUCGGUGGUGCGGUACCAGUGCGCCGACGGCUUCCUGCAGCGCCACGUCCCCACCGCCAGGUGCCGCAGCAACGGGAGGUGGGACCACCCCAAGAUCAUCUGCACAAAGCGUGAGUCGGCGCCGUCGUCCCCCACCGAGCUCCACGCAUCCCAUCCGUCCGGUCAUCCAGUCCAGGGUCAUGCGGGGAGCUGGAGCCUAUCCCAGCAAGCAACGGGAGCAAGGCGGGGUACACCCAGGACGGGACACCAGUCCAUCACAGGGCACACACAGACACACACACUCGCACCAGGGCCAGUUUUCCCGUUGGAGAUUUUUUUUCAUCGGACCGGACGCUACUGACCCUGUGUGUCAUUCAGAGUUUGAUCGGAUUAUUUUUCCUUGAUCCUGCGGCUGCCUGCCCAAGAUCGGGGGCGCAGUGCUUUCCUUACCAAGGACGAUUCCUGGCACGAAGACGAUCAUGUUGACGAGGAGGGAGCCUAUCCAGAACAGCCCCACGCCGCAGUACGGCUGCCUGCAGGGCAACAGUCACAGAGUCACUUCAGUGAACUGUCACACACGUUGUCCUGGGUUAGACAGCUGCCCUUGUUAGCUCAAAGGCAGCCCUCGUUCUGUGUGUGUGACAAACGCUUUCACGCCACUUUCUUCACCAGCAGUAAAAAACAUCGCGCACCCACUUUCUAACUGCU